Ictidomys tridecemlineatus (thirteen-lined ground squirrel) is the source of this 413-nucleotide messenger RNA. The record is from RefSeq and is a predicted model, not a curated record. Lineage: Eukaryota; Metazoa; Chordata; Mammalia; Rodentia; Sciuridae.
CUAAUUUUUCUUCAAGUAUCAAGCUAACUUUCAUUGUGGUGAAGAUAUGAAUAAACACCAGGAUUUUUGUUGAAAAAAAUAAUAAACUUGGAAAUCCAUUUCUAGGAACUGUGAUCAACAUGGUGUUAACCACAGAGCAAUGGUAUGAGAAUGACCUGGCUCAACACCAGACUGUGGAGGCUGAUAUCAAUGGCCUGCUAAAUGUGCUGGACAAGCUGACCCUGGCCAGAGCUGACCUGGAGAUGCAGAUUGAGAACCUGACUGAAGAGCUGGCCUAUCUGAAGAAGAACUACAAGGAGAAAUGGUUCUAUUUCUGCCUGGAUGCUCUGCUCAAAGGAGUCGUCACUGCUCACCCUGACUGGGGUGGCUGAGCCCUGUUUCCCACUGGCCUCCAUGGGGCUGCCAGGAACAUU